AUGGAUUCAGAUUCUGACGAAACCUUAUCCGAUGAAAAUGAAAGUUCAAUUAGUUUUGAUGAACUUGAAAGUAGUGGUUCCGAAGAUAAUGUUUCAUUAAUCGAAGAACUCAACCAAAGUUCAAUGGAUGAUUGGGAAUGGAAAGUUGACAACUCAAGUUUUUCUACUUCUUUCAAUUAUUUUGAUGGACAUGCAUUAGGAAACAAUAUAAUUCGACCAAUAGAUUCAUUUUUCCCGUUUAUAUCCCAAGAUUUGAUCAAAUUAAUUACUAAUCAAACCAACAUUUAUGGCAAACAACGUUAUGUUCAAAAAGGUGAAGAUGCAACAAGUUGGAAAGAAGUUGAUGAAAAUCUAAUACAUGCAUUUCUCGGUAUUUUAUUUAUCAUGGGAUUUCACAAGCUGCCAAGAAUUCGAGAUUAUUGA
Rotaria sp. Silwood1 is the source of this 423-nucleotide messenger RNA. The record is from the annotation of a GenBank genome assembly. Lineage: Eukaryota; Metazoa; Rotifera; Eurotatoria; Philodinida; Philodinidae.